AUGAAAGGAUUUCUGUCAGCUCUUGCCUUGGCAACUUGCUAUGGCAAAUUCUCUGCAUCUCCUCUUUUAAUAGAAGAACGGCAGUCCACUGGCACUGGAACAGGUUCCUAUGCACCAGCCGGUUAUACACAAGAUCCAACUCUUACCGGCCACACAAUCUUUGCACCUAAGAAAGUACCGGCCGGGACCAAGCUUCCCGUGCUCCUCUGGGGCGAAGGCGGUUGUUCUGCAGACUCUCUUCAGUCGGCACCAUUCCUCAUCCAACUCGCCUCCCACGGAGUUCUAGUCAUUGCAUCAGGCACGCCAAAGGGUAGCGGCAGCACAACUGCAGCUCUCAUGACUGCAGGAACGGACUGGAUUAAGAGCAGAGCUGGAACAGGCAACUACGCCAAUGUUGAUGCGUCACGGAUCAUCGCUGCUGGAUGGAGCUGCGGCGGCAUUGAGGCCUAUGCCCAGUACUGGGAUUCCAGAGUCGACUCGAUUGGAAUUUGGAGCUCGGGACUGCUGACAAAUUAUACGAUGGCGAGUUUGCUCAAGAAGCCAAUGUUCUACUUCCUGGGAGGGUCCUCAGACAUUGCAUAUGCAAAUGGCGAACGUGAUUACAAGGCCAUUCCAGCAGGGACCCCGAAGUGGAAAGGGAAUCUUCCCGUAGGACACGGAGGCACCUAUACACAGACCAAUGGUGGAAAGUUUGGGAUUGCAGGAGGUUAUUGGGUCGAUUGGUUAUUGAGGGGUAAUGCUUCUGCGUCGAGCUAUUUUACAGGCUCUAGAGCCAAAAAUGAUGGCUGGUCAGUAGAGUUUUCUAACUUAGACAAAAUCGCAGUAACGCCUAUCUAA
Messenger RNA from Glarea lozoyensis ATCC 20868, 837 nucleotides. RefSeq names its product alpha/beta-Hydrolase. The coding region runs from base 1 to 837 and encodes 278 amino acids. The transcript has 3 exons. The record is from RefSeq and is a predicted model, not a curated record. NCBI's taxonomy places the organism in Eukaryota, Fungi, Ascomycota, Leotiomycetes, Helotiales, Helotiaceae.